CAUGUAAGUAUCAAAUAGAAUAGACUUUAAAAGAAAAAAUUAUUAUUUAGGAACAAGGAAGGCUAUCACAUACUAUAUCAGAAAAGCAGAAGCAACUAAAGACAACAAAUAUCAGCAAUAUAGCCUUAAAAUAUUAGGUUGAGCCAUAUAAAAUUGUCAAUAUUUGACUGACCUCCAAAAGCAGUAAUUUCAUAUAAAGUGAAAGUCAAUAGAAUUAUGAAAAAUUAAAUUUCGUAAAGUGUUAUUUUAACAUGCAUCUGUUACAAACUGGUUGAUCAAGUGACCAAAUAAUUAAUAAUGAGCAAUAUUGAGCAACAUGAUUAAGACGCUUUAUAAAAUCCACAUAUUUAGAAUUUUAUCUCAACUCUUAAAUAAUCUGCAUUCUUUUCAAGAAACAUUUCAAAACUUGAACACAUACUAGGCCAUAAAGGAUAUCUCAGUAACUAUCAAAGAAGUGACAAAACAUAUGGACUAUAUUCUUUGACCCUCAAUACAAUAAAAUGAGAACUCAAUACCCUCCUCCCAAAAUAGCCCAAAAUACUUUUGUAUAUUUGGAAACUAAAAGUGGUUCUAAAUCAUUCAUAAGUCAUGAUAGAAAUUAGAAAUGAUGCCAACCUGGUUUAUCAUGAUCUGAUUUCCCCAUAUUAUUCAGUCAGUGUAAUUUAACAUCUGGUAAUGCCAGGCAAACUAAUAUUGCAGACUUCAGGAACAAAACAAAAAAAACUGAGUUUUCAGUGGGGAAAAAAAACUAUAAAGCCUUAUUUUACCUAUUUGCCCAUAAAUUUUGUGUCUGGAUUUUAUUCAGUAUCCUCUCCAUUUUCUUCCCCAGGGCUCAUCUCAGAAGUGCCCCCUCUUUCUUCACCGUUGAAAAGCCCACAGGCACAUCACCACCGUGUGGAGUGCUUCUCAUGUGGCCCUGAGGCCCGCACCAUCCAAGGCUCUUCUGAAAACACCUGCACACUGUGGGCUACUGAGGGAAGCGCCCUGGGGAUAUGUGGGGAGACGACAGAAUGGCCCCUCACAACACCAGCUGCUUUCAUUUCCCACGAGUUCCCCAUGAGAGGAAGAAGGAGAACAAGAAGCAUGAAGAGCCGCCUGAAGGCCUGGCCCAGCCUCAUGGUCAGCUGCUGGAGAAGGGCGAGGGUGUCCACAUCCCUGAGGACAGAACAGAGGACACAGGAGGUGACCAGUCUACUGAGGAAGGCCCUCCCAGCAAAACAGAAGCACGAAAAGAUGCCAAAGGAACAGACCUGAAGCUGCCGACCCCCCUGGGACCUGUGUAUCCACGGUUCAUCUCGAGUCCGAGCUCCAAAGCUGUGGGACGAAGCUGGCAACUGUCUCCUCCCGCAGCAAAGAACUUCCAAAUACACGAUCAGGGCCCUUUCCGGGACCUCCUGGACAUGAAGACGGAGAAGAGACUGGCCGGCUGGAAGGAGCGUCGCAGUCGCUACGGGGACAUCAACAUGCACAAAUGCUAUCAGCUCGGGCAGGUCUUCACCCCUUUCCGGGCCCUCGCCACCAUGGAGAUGCGAAGGCUGGUAUUUCCCCAACACCUGCCCAUGAGUUUGCACAUGCGCAAAAUGGGCAUCUCGUGCACCGACGAAAGGACUCUCCGAGACUUGCCUUUGUCUUCCACAGAGCUGGGCUGGGGAAUGGAUGACAACACCCAUGAGAAAGAGAAACCAGCGGGCCAUGUUAGAACACCUUUAUUCCCCCCAAUAGUUAAAGCGGCAAAAUUUAAAAACAUGAAAAAAUAAAAAUUACAU
Messenger RNA from Myotis lucifugus (little brown bat), 1766 nucleotides. RefSeq lists its product as uncharacterized. The record is from RefSeq and is a predicted model, not a curated record. The coding region runs from base 993 to 1757 and encodes 254 amino acids. Lineage: Eukaryota; Metazoa; Chordata; Mammalia; Chiroptera; Vespertilionidae. The transcript has 5 exons.